This is a messenger RNA of Cajanus cajan (pigeon pea), 528 nucleotides long. The record is from RefSeq and is a predicted model, not a curated record. Lineage: Eukaryota; Viridiplantae; Streptophyta; Magnoliopsida; Fabales; Fabaceae.
AUGGAAGACAACGCCACUUUAAGGCGGUUACUUGAACAAAUCGAAUUGAUGCAGCAACAACAUGCAGCAGCGAUGGAGACCAUGCGCAAACAACAUGAGGAUGUUUUGCAACAGUUACGUGCCGAGAAUGCAUCCUUUCGAGCCCAUGGGCAACAACAUCGUUCCCCAUCGCCACCACCUCGGUCUAGCCAUGUUCCAACGGCAACCGAAGAGCAUCAUUCCACGUCAGAUCCCACUUACGCUUCAGAAUCCUUCCGAACUCACCGUUCUACACAUACCCAUGCUAGUCGUGCAACAUACGAUCAUCAUUCUACUCGGCGUCAUCCCUUCGUGGAUGGCAUCAUGGAAGUUCCCCUACCACCGACAUGGAAACCAUUGAACAUCGAGCGUUACGAUGGAACAACUGAUCCUGAUGAACACAUCGACGCCUACGUCACUCAAGUCAACUUGUACACAAACGAAGACGCCAUCCUCUGUCGUGUCUUCCCAACCUCACUUAAAGGAGCCGCACUUAGUUGGUAUACCUAA